CGAACAGAUCAAGACACAUUUUGCUGCCAAUAUUUUGCUGUCAUCCAGGAAUGGUUCGGCUGCCGGGUCGCUGCGAGUCGAAUAACGACGCGCCUCUUAUCUUGGUGAAAAUUGGAGAAUUGACGAACGAACUUGGAGUCGAAGUCGAUAUCCCGAAUCAUAAGCACCACCUGGUCACUCAUGAUCCUUGCAUCGCCGACUGGACGAGAUCAUCCAUUGUAGAUUUCAAGGCAGGAUCACUGUGGAGUUAUGAGAAAUAUUGUCUUCUGUGGGAUCCGAAAAAGGCGAACUUUGUCGCCAAAGUCUGCUACACAUGGGUAUUGGUAAACGGCUGGGAUAAAUUUUGCGUGUUUAUAGCUAUUUCAACCUUGCUGAUGAUUUUCAUCGGCUACUCUGUGGUUCCGGAACUCAAGACUCCCCACGGAUUGAUUUUUCGGUGUUACGUUGCCAAUUAUGCUCUGAUACAUGUGGGACUGAUGGGAGCGGCACUUACGUACGAAUUGCCAGAGUAUCCCGUUUUCUUCACGAUUUUCGUUGAGUUUAUACGGUUCUCCGUUUUUUCCGGAAUAUCCUGGCUCAACGUGAUGAACUUUGAGAUGUGGAGAUCGUUCCGGAGUUUAAAUACUUUACAAAUGAGGGAACGAACGAGAAAAAAGUUCACAUGUUACGCCAUCUACGCUUUGCUAGGACCGAUCUUAAUGGUUGCGGUCGUCAACGAGGCUUCGACCAAGAUACCGGUCACCUACGACGAUCCGGGCGUGGCUGCAUUCAAACAUUGGACGAGUGUCGGAAUAGUUCUCGCUGGUAGUCUCUGCAAUAUUUUCUUAUACUCGACGACGGCGCGUGUACUAAACAAAUUCAAAAAGGACACAAGGCCUUUGACAGAUUUGUCAAACGAACACUACGCAGAUAGGAGACAAUGGUUCAAGCUACACAUGAAAUUGCUGUUGCUGACUGGAGUCCAUUCGAUAGUGUGGAUCGUGUGGUACACCUGGCCGACAGCUUGGCUGACCCACGUCUUCGCCUUGGUAGAAGUUAUUCAGAGUGGACUUUUGUUAUAUAUUUUUUUGUGGAAUGAUAAAGUAAAACGCUACGCGAGCAAACUAUUUAACCAAGUGUUGUGUUGGUUGGGGUAUUUUUCGCUUCCGCUUAUCACGAUGAUCCGUUUCCAAACACUUACACUGAUUUUUCACGUCUUCGUUUCAAGGCUUCGUCGCCGGACCGAACAAAUAGCUGCGUAAAUUUAUAACUUUUUCGAUAUACUGAAUGAUGUCCUCACAGUUUUAGGUAAACAC
Molecule: messenger RNA, 1295 nt
Organism: Neodiprion virginianus
Lineage: Eukaryota; Metazoa; Arthropoda; Insecta; Hymenoptera; Diprionidae
Exons: 5
Coding region: 51-1241 (396 amino acids)
Source: RefSeq, a predicted model, not a curated record